This is a messenger RNA of Didymosphaeria variabile, 2007 nucleotides long. RefSeq names its product acetyl-coenzyme A synthetase 2 (gene ACS2). Gene Ontology annotation, molecular function: AMP binding; acetyl-CoA synthetase activity. Gene Ontology annotation, cellular component: cytosol. NCBI's taxonomy places the organism in Eukaryota, Fungi, Ascomycota, Dothideomycetes, Pleosporales, Didymosphaeriaceae. The transcript is spliced from 6 exons. The record is from RefSeq and is a predicted model, not a curated record. Bases 1 to 2007 code for a protein of 668 amino acids.
AUGUCCGAGGGCGAGACCAAGCCGCCCGUGGUGCACGAAGCCCACGAGGUCGACACGUUCCACGUUCCCAAGGCCUUCUUCGACAAGCACCCGCACACGAAGCCCCAUCUCGACGGCCUCGAGCACUACCAGCAGCUGUACAAGGAGUCCAUCCAGGAACCGCACAAGUUCUGGGGCAAGCUCGCACGAGAGUUGCUCACAUGGGAGCGCGAUUUCCAAACUGUCCACGCCGGUAGCUUCGAGAACGGCGACAAUGCCUGGUUCGUAGAGGGCCGGUUGAACGCAAGCUACAACUGCGUCGACCGGCACGCCUUCAAGAACCCGGACAAGCCUGCCAUCAUCUAUGAGGCUGACGAUACUGCCGAUGGCCGCAUCAUCACCUACGGCGAGCUCCUGCGCCAGGUCUCGAAGCUCGCCUACACGCUGAAGGAGAUGGGCGUCCGCAAGGGAGACACCGUGGCCUUGUACUUGCCCAUGAUUCCCGAAGCCCUCAUUUCCUUCCUCGCCUGCUCACGUAUCGGUGCUGUUCACUCUGUAGUCUUUGCCGGUUUCUCCUCAGACUCGCUGCGGGAUCGCAUCAUUGACGCAGAAUCAAAGGUCGUCAUCACCACCGACGAGGGCAAGCGUGGAGGCAAGACUAUCAGCACCAAAAAAAUCGUCGACGACGCACUCAAGCAGUGCCCCAACGUCUCACACUGCCUAGUCUACAAGCGUACUGGCACCGACGUCCCAUGGACCAAGGGCCGAGACUACUGGUGGCACGACGAGGUCGAAAAAUACCCCAACUACAUUGCCCCUGAGCCCAUGAGCUCAGAAGACCCGCUGUUCCUGCUGUACACGUCUGGAUCUACCGGCAAACCCAAGGGUGUCAUGCACACAACCGGUGGAUACCUCAUCGGUGCUGCGGCAACGGGCAAGUACGUGUUUGACAUCCACGACAACGAUGUAUUCUUCUGUGGCGGAGAUGUAGGAUGGAUUACUGGACACACAUAUGUCGUGUAUGCGCCGCUACUGCUGGGUGUUGCUACAGUCGUCUUCGAGGGUACACCUGCGUACCCCAACUUCUCGCGCUACUGGGAUAUCGUCGACAAGUACAACGUCAGCCAAUUCUACGUUGCUCCUACGGCGCUGCGAUUACUCAAGCGCGCUGGUGACGAGCACGUCAAGCACCAGAUGAAGAACUUGCGUGUGCUGGGAUCUGUGGGAGAGCCGAUUGCCGCUGAGGUGUGGAAAUGGUACUUCGAGAUCGUAGGAAAGGAGGAGGCACACGUUGUAGACACAUAUUGGCAAACAGAAACCGGUUCGCACGUUAUCACACCGUUGGGCGGUGUGACUCCCACGAAGCCUGGCUCUGCAUCCCUCCCCUUCUUCGGCAUCGAGCCCGCCAUUAUCGACCCCGUCUCGGGCGAGGAGAUCCACGGCAACGACGUUGAGGGUGUGCUUGCUUUCAAGCAGCCAUGGCCCAGCAUGGCUCGCACAGUCUGGGGUGCACACAAGCGAUACAUGGACACUUACCUGAACGUGUACAAGGGCUACUACUUCACGGGUGACGGUGCAGGCCGCGACCACGAGGGCUACUACUGGAUUCGAGGUCGUGUAGACGACGUUGUGAACGUCAGUGGUCACCGUCUGUCAACCGCCGAGAUCGAAGCCGCACUCAUCGAGCACCAUGGCGUGGCUGAAGCGGCAGUCGUUGGUGUCAAUGACGAACUCACCGGCCAAGCCGUGAACGCGUUCGUGGCGCUCAAGGACGGCAACGACAGCUCAGACCAGACAAAGAAGGAUCUGAUACUGCAGGUGCGUAAGUCGAUUGGGCCGUUUGCCGCGCCCAAAGCCAUCUUUGUGGUGCCGGACCUGCCCAAGACGCGGUCCGGGAAGAUCAUGCGCCGCAUCCUGCGCAAGAUCUUGGCGGGCGAGGAGGACCAGUUGGGCGAUACGACUACGUUGUCCGACCCCUCUGUUGUCGAUAAAAUCAUUGACGUGGUACAUUCGGCCAAGAAGAAGUAG